Molecule: messenger RNA, 474 nt
Organism: Equus quagga
Lineage: Eukaryota; Metazoa; Chordata; Mammalia; Perissodactyla; Equidae
Product: trace amine-associated receptor 8-like
Exons: 1
Biological process (GO): G protein-coupled receptor signaling pathway
Cellular component (GO): membrane
Molecular function (GO): trace-amine receptor activity
Source: RefSeq, a predicted model, not a curated record
AUAGGUGGUUGUCAAAUUGUUGUAAAUCAAGACUGGGUGUUGAUAGACUUUCUGUUAUUCUUCAUACCUACACUUGUCAUGAUAAUUCUUUACAGUAAGAUUUUUCUUGUAGCUAAACAACAAGCUAUAAAAAUUGAGCACACUGGUGGCAAAGCAGAGUCAUCCUCAGAGAGUUAUAAAGCCAGAAUGGCCAAGAGAGAGAGAAAAGCAGCUAAAACCCUGGGCAUCACAGUGGUAGCAUUUCUGAUUUCAUGGUUACCGUAUACAAUUGACACGCUUGUUGAUGCCUUCAUGGGCUUCGUAACCCCUGCCUAUAUUUAUGAGAUCUGCUGUUGGGUGGCUUAUUAUAACUCAGCCGUGAACCCUCUGAUUUAUGCUUUAUUUUAUCCUUGGUUUAGGAAAGCCAUAAAGGUUAUUGUGAGUGGGGAAGUUUUGAAGCAUAGCUCCUCAACCAUUAGUUUAUUUUCAGAAUAA